Sporothrix schenckii 1099-18 is the source of this 441-nucleotide messenger RNA. Its product is annotated as NADH dehydrogenase (ubiquinone) 1 alpha/beta subcomplex 1. Bases 1 to 441 code for a protein of 146 amino acids. Gene Ontology annotation, biological process: fatty acid biosynthetic process. The record is from RefSeq and is a predicted model, not a curated record. The transcript has a single exon. Gene Ontology annotation, molecular function: acyl binding; acyl carrier activity. NCBI's taxonomy places the organism in Eukaryota, Fungi, Ascomycota, Sordariomycetes, Ophiostomatales, Ophiostomataceae. Gene Ontology annotation, cellular component: mitochondrion.
AUGUUCCGUGCCUCCGUUGCCCGUGCGGCCGCCGUCGCCGCGCCCCGUGUCGCCGUCGCUGCUGUCGGCCGUGCCGCUGUCCAGCGCACCGUUUUGUCAUCGACGCCCCCCCGGUUAGCCGCCGGUGCGCCCCGCCCGGCCGUCGCCGUCGCCGUCGCCCCCCUCCGCUUCUACUCGGCGGCCGCCGGCCUCAACAAGGAGGAGGUCGAGGGCCGCAUCAUCAGCCUGCUGCAGGGCUUCGACAAGGUCAACGACGCCAGCAACAUCAAGGCGACGUCGCACUUUGCCAACGACCUGGGCCUCGACUCGCUGGACACGGUGGAGGUGGUGAUGGCGAUCGAGGAGGAGUUUAGCAUCGAGAUCCCGGACAAGGACGCCGACUCGCUGCACAGCGUCGACAAGGCCGUUGAGUACAUUCUGAACCAGCCGGAUGCCCACUAA